UAAUGAUUAAUUGAGGAUAAUAAAAGGGUUAAGUUAACCGUAUGACAGCUAAUUUGUACAGUUAAUUAGACUAUAGGGUACCAUACUUAUUACCUUGCCUCUCUCCAGAAACUACCAUUGCAAGUCUUAUCCUGUGGCGGUGGCGCCAUGGCCGAUCGUUUCUUUCCUAACGAAAUGCCAAACUUCGUAGCCGAGACAGCUGUUGGGGAAACUUCCUCUCAAGGAGCAAGAGACUCACUAACGAAUCUCCUAUCUCUUCCGUACCCAACCUUAUCUGCAAAGCUCCAAAAAGCAGCCUUGGACUUGAAAGAAUCAGUCGUGAGAGAGACAUGGGGUUCGAGUGGGAAACGCGUGAAGGAUUAUACACUGUACACGGGGGCUCUUGGGACAGCGUACCUGCUUUUUAAAUCUUAUCAAGUUACGAAGAAUGGCAAUGAUCUUAAUUUAUGCUCACAGAUCAUUAAGGCAUGUGAUUCUGCUUCUAUAAAUUCUAGCCAAAUCACAUUCUUAUGUGGGCGUGCUGGUGUUUGUGCUCUUGGUGCUGUCAUAGCUAAGCAUAGUGGGGAUGAACGACUCCUUAACAAUUACUUAGGACAAUUCAAAAAGAUCAGACUACGUCAUGAUUUGCCCUAUGAGCUAUUGUAUGGCCGAGCAGGGUAUUUAUGGGCUUCUUCAUUCUUAAACAAGCAUAUUGGUAAAGAUACAAUACCUACUACCGACAUGAGAUCAAUUGUGGAUGAAGUUAUUGCUGCUGGAAGACAAUUGGCCUGCAGUGGAAGAUGUCCUCUGAUGUACGAAUGGCAUGGGAAGAAAUACUGGGGUGCUGCCCAUGGGCUAGCAGGAAUAAUGUAUGUUUUAAUGGAUUUGGAACUAAAGCCAGAAGAGGUAGAAGAUGUCAAGGGUACACUACGAUACAUGACUAAAAAUCGUUGCCCUAGUGGCAAUUAUCGCUCAAGUGAAGAAAACAACUCUGACCGCCUUGUGCAUUGGUGUCAUGGUGCUCCAGGAAUCGCUCUUACUCUUGUAAAAGCCGCCGAGGUUUUUGGGGACAAGGAAUUUGUGCAGGCAGCAACAGAUGCAGCGGAAGUAGUAUGGAAUAGGGGUCUGCUUAAGCGAGUUGGGAUCUGCCAUGGCAUCAGCGGGAACACCUACAUCUUUCUUUCUCUGUACCGGUUAACUGGGAACCCAGAGUACUUGUACAGGGCUAAAGCUUUUGCUUGCUUUCUACUUGAUAGAGCGCAAAGAUUGAUCUUGGAAGGAAAGAUGCAUGGAGGAGAUCGCCCUUAUUCGUUGUUUGAAGGUCUUGGAGGAAUGGCUUGUAUGUUUCUUGACAUGAUCGAUCCUAAAGUGGCGAAAUUCCCAGCCUAUGAACUCUGAGUUUCUUCAUGCUUGUGUACAUUGCUUGUUGAAAAGCUCAACACGAGAUAAAGCCUUUGAGGUUGAUGAAGACGUGUACUCUGACGAACUCUAUAAAUAUAAGAAGAAUCUGUAACUUA
Molecule: messenger RNA, 1496 nt
Organism: Prosopis cineraria
Lineage: Eukaryota; Viridiplantae; Streptophyta; Magnoliopsida; Fabales; Fabaceae
Product: lanC-like protein GCR2
Exons: 6
Coding region: 148-1377 (409 amino acids)
Biological process (GO): peptide modification; carbohydrate metabolic process
Cellular component (GO): plasma membrane
Source: RefSeq, a predicted model, not a curated record